AUGUUGCUGGGCCUCGGCGGCGUCGUGGGCUUCGUGAGCUCCGGCAGCACCACGUCACUGGUGGCCGGCGGCCUGUCGGGCGCCUUCCUCAGCUUCGUGGGCUACUGCAGCUACAACGAGUACACGCAGAGCCCUGUGACGUCCAAGCUCUGGCCCGCCGUGUCGCUGGCCGUGUCGGCGCCGCUCACGGUCGUCAUGGGCAACCGCUUCAACACGACGGGCGCCUUCUUCCCGGCGGGUCUCGUGGCCGCCUACAGCGCCGGCAUGUCGCUCUUCUACGUGUGGCUGCUGACCAAGAGCACCAAGCCGCAGUACAAGAAGAAGGCAUAA
Messenger RNA from Phytophthora sojae, 330 nucleotides. RefSeq lists its product as hypothetical. Bases 1 to 330 code for a protein of 109 amino acids. Lineage: Eukaryota; Oomycota; Peronosporomycetes; Peronosporales; Peronosporaceae. The record is from RefSeq and is a predicted model, not a curated record. Gene Ontology annotation, cellular component: membrane. The transcript has a single exon.